Bemisia tabaci is the source of this 801-nucleotide messenger RNA. RefSeq names its product cuticle protein 8. Gene Ontology annotation, cellular component: extracellular matrix. The record is from RefSeq and is a predicted model, not a curated record. Lineage: Eukaryota; Metazoa; Arthropoda; Insecta; Hemiptera; Aleyrodidae.
GUAUUGCCCAAACACCCCCGAAAAUCGCUCGCUCGCUAUAAAAGCGCCCGUCCUUUUCCGACAGAGCACAGUCUUCGCUUGUCCUUUGCUCUAGAACAUCCCAGAAACUCACAAACACCAUCAUGUACAAGAUCGUAGCAGUAUCUUUGGCCCUCAUCGCCGCCGUGAGCUGUGCUCCCCAAUACGGCCACCAACAGCAAUCCUACGGAGGUCACGGCUACCACCAGGAGCCCUCCUACCCUUCGCAGCCAAUCAAAUACGAGUUCAAAUACUCCGUCCACGACCCCCACACCCACGAUGUUCACAGCCAGGAAGAGAGCGGAGACGGUCACUACGUCAAGGGAGUCUACAAGCUCCAGGAGCCCUACGGCGGAGAGCGCACCGUCCACUACUCUGACGAAGGCCACGGAUUCGUCGCCCACGUUCAGACAUCCAAGAUCUCGCAUCCCCAGAACUACGGACAUGGUGGUUACGGACAUCAACAACCCGCCAAAUACUAAACUUCUGCAUUUACUCAGCUCUAGGGUCUGAAGACUGAUUUCUGCCCCCGCAGUGCGUCACUAGUCGCCAGUGACGUCAUCAUGUUACUAGUCAAAAACGAAUUAUGGCUCAUACGCUUACUCACCGACAAGAGGUCGACCAACGUCUCUAUCCUUGUCCUCCUCCUCCUGCUUUCGUCUUUCAAAAAGUUGUACCCGUCGCUCUUGCAACGAUUUUCGAUGUAAGGAGGAGGCUCCGAAAUUUUUGGAAUUAUAUUAAUUCUGUUGUAAAUAUUGAAUAAAAUUUUCGAAAGAUCUGCAA